ACUUGCGACCUGACUGCAGCUACAACCUUCAUAUUAAUGGACUCGAUUUUAAACUCAUCCUUGCAAGAAAUCUGCUCGGAAGGUCCAAACGGUCUCCCUCUUCAAACCCUCUCCUCCAGGCUCAACCUCUCUCCGCCACUCCAACAACCCCUAUGGGCGGCGCUACUCUCCGUCCCCGCCCUCAAAUUCCACGCCCAAACCCAAAACGCCACCGUUUCGCACCUCCCCACAGACCCUUCAAUCCAGUCGUUCCGCGACGCCGAGAAGCUCAACCUGAAGCUCGUCGCCGACCAGCCUCUCCGCAACAACUUCCUCGGCCUCUACGACGUCCAGUCCGCAUCCGACACCAUGUGCGAGUACCAACGCAAAACCCUAGAGCGCGUGGCCGCGGCUGGGUCAUAGGGGAUCACGCAGAGUCAACUAUCCAAG
Rosa chinensis is the source of this 429-nucleotide messenger RNA. RefSeq lists its product as uncharacterized. Gene Ontology annotation, molecular function: DNA binding. Gene Ontology annotation, biological process: 5S class rRNA transcription by RNA polymerase III; transcription initiation at RNA polymerase III promoter. The record is from RefSeq and is a predicted model, not a curated record. The transcript has a single exon. Bases 37 to 402 code for a protein of 121 amino acids. Gene Ontology annotation, cellular component: transcription factor TFIIIC complex. Lineage: Eukaryota; Viridiplantae; Streptophyta; Magnoliopsida; Rosales; Rosaceae.